AGAAAACGCAAAAAACACCCUGUAAAACGGGAGCGAGAUUUUCAAACUCUUUCAACAAACGUACACGGUACCGGGUACACCCUAUUAUUUUUCACAACCUUCUGGCAAAAAGUGUUCGUUCGCACUACCCAAAAAAACGUCAAGCGAAAAUAAGCGAGAGAGAGAAAAAGCGCACACAAACAGACAUACGAGAGCUUCGAUUCUUCUCAUCCAUGGAUUCCCGUUUACAACGCUACAAAUUCGCUUGGAGAGCUUUCAUGGUUGCCAACUUUGGUCUCGGAGCUUAUAUUUUCACAAUGGCAAAAGUGAAAGAUGGAGGUUCGAAAAGUGAAAAACAUGUAGAAGCUCCACUUCCCGUUAUUACAAGUGAACCAGAAACCACACUAUUGGAGGAGCCAGAAAUUGCACCAACAACCCCCAUUGCUGAGCUUGUGAAGGUGCGUGAGCGAAUCCCUGAAGAUCAGCAACGUGAACUUUUCGAGUGGAUACUGGAAGAGAAGAGAAAGGUCAAACCCAGGGAUAGAGAUGAGAAGAGGAGGAUUGAUGAAGAAAAGUCGAUCCUUAAGCAGUUUAUACGUGCAGAAUCAAUCCCUUCUCUUUAGGCCCCUACACGAGAUCGUCACUUUGUUAAUCCUUUGAAUCUGAUUGCUGGGAUGCUGCAACUUGUCUAAGUUGUACAAGAAGUAUCGCAAAAGUGUGAGCCCAAUUUUUUGGGGAGCUCCAUUCAAUGGUUUAAGGGCUGUCUUAAUGGGUAGAAUAUUCAGUUAUGGCUAUGCAUUUCUGAUGCUAUUGAGUACAUGCUUUAGAUUUUGCGUUCUCUUACAGUGGAAAUCUGGUUAUUGCUAUGCGUUUCUAAUGAUGAAAGAAAUUUCUUGCCGAAGAUCGUCUUAUUUGUUCCUCAAAUUGGAGAAGGUAAUGAUGGAAAUCCAAAAUUGCAUGGAUUAGUUCACUUUUUAGAUGGAUUAGUUCACUUUUUAGAUGGAAAGCUACAAUGGAUGAACAAUGAAUCUGGAAAAGGUGAAGAUGAAAUCCUUUUGCAUGGGUGAGAUUUCCACAAAGGGAGGGAAUAAAAACAAACUCAUACAUGUGAGAUAGAAAUAGCACUAAUAAAAUGAUUCACAGUAUUUCCCCCCUCUAUAAGACUCUUAACUGUAUUAUCUCUCCCAUGGUUAAUGUGUUUCAUUUUCAUUGAGUUAGUACUUGUUUAUCUUGAAAGGGUCUUGGCUAUAACAUGUUACACUAUAAUUUGUUGUGUAACAACAUUGUUACACGUGUGAACUCUAUCAUGUCAAUGUAAUACUACUCUUUCACGUCAUUAUAAGUGAGUUUUAUGACAUUAUUUUAGCAAACUCA
Messenger RNA from Beta vulgaris subsp. vulgaris (sugar beet), 1353 nucleotides. RefSeq lists its product as hypothetical. Lineage: Eukaryota; Viridiplantae; Streptophyta; Magnoliopsida; Caryophyllales; Amaranthaceae. The record is from RefSeq and is a predicted model, not a curated record. The transcript is spliced from 2 exons. The coding region runs from base 213 to 602 and encodes 129 amino acids.